Pestalotiopsis fici W106-1 is the source of this 339-nucleotide messenger RNA. RefSeq lists its product as uncharacterized. Lineage: Eukaryota; Fungi; Ascomycota; Sordariomycetes; Amphisphaeriales; Sporocadaceae. Bases 1 to 339 code for a protein of 112 amino acids. The transcript has a single exon. The record is from RefSeq and is a predicted model, not a curated record.
AUGCUCGGAAGACGUCUAACUCCACAAAUCCUGGCCCGCUGCGAGUCCAUUCUCGAGGCUCUGACUGAGCUGCGCGACAUGUCUGCCGAGGUCUGCCAGGAUAACCUCGACUAUGAGCACUCGCCUGCUCAUUACCCUGCUGGUAUCAUGGAGCGAGACUUUGGUCUCAAUCCCGCUUACCGCCACCUGCUCGACCGCAUCGAGAAGGAGGUCUACAAGAACAAGGUCAUGUUCUUUGCCCAGUGUAACAACUGUUACACAACCUUCCAGCAGGAGAUGCCUGACCGCAAGGCUCGCAAAGCCGCCAGACUUCGCAAGACUCGCAGAAACUCUGUGUAG